AUGGCGAGCGUGCUCGCUCGCGGCUCUCGCCGGCUGGUGUCCUCGGGGACCCUGGGCGCCCUCAGUCGCUCCCUUCGAACCGUGACCACUCGCCGCCCAACCUCGCUCGCGUCCAGCGGCCUGCCCUCCACCCCACUGCGCGCCCAGUCGCAGCUGUUCGGCCAGGACCAGAACGCGCGCAUCUCCACGCACCUCUCCGCGGUGCAGGCUGCCGUGGCCGAGCCGGUCGGGACUGCGGAGGACGACGACUCCUCCAGUGAUGCCACCCGCCAGACGUUCUCCAGCCUGUUCAGUGUGGAUGUGGAGGACGUGGAAGAAGCGGUGGUGGACGAGUCCCUCCUGCUGGUCAACUGCGGGCUGUCUGACGUGACGGUGAAGGCGCUGGAGGCGCGCGGCAUCCGCUCCAUGUUCCCCGUCCAGAAGCGUGUUUUUGAGCCCGCCAUGGCCGGGCAGGAUCUGAUCGCGCGCGCACGCACGGGGUCUGGCAAGACCCUGGCCUUUGCGCUGCCGGGCGCCCUGGACCUGACCCAGGUGCGCUUCGCCAUCCUGGAUGAGGCCGACCAGAUGCUGGCCAUCGGGUUCGCGGAGGACACGGAGCGCAUCCUGGGCUACGCGCCGCGCGAGCGCCAGACCAUGCUCUUCUCCGCCACCACCCCCGCCUGGAUCAAGAAGCUGGUGGCCUCCCACCUCCGCGCCCCCGUCAACAUUGACCUGAUCGGGCAGGGGGCCAGCGGGAAGCUGGCAGAGUCCAUCACCGCCCACGCCAUCCAGGUGGCGCCCGAGGUGCGGCGCAGCGUGCUGGUCGACGUGCUCACAGUUUACGGCGCGGGCGGGAAGAGCAUCGUGUUCACGCAGACCAAGCGUGAGGCCGACGAGGUGGCUGCGGGCGUGUCCUCCCACCUCCCCUGCUCUGCGCUGCACGGCGACAUGAGCCAGGCGGAGCGCGAAAAGGUUCUGCGCGCCUUCCGCCGCGGCGGCAUCUCCGUGCUGGUGGCCACCGACGUGGCGGCGCGCGGGCUGGACAUCCCCGACGUGGACCUGGUGGUACACUAUGAGCUGCCCCAGGAUGCGGAGUCCUUCCUGCACCGCUCAGGGCGCACGGGGCGCGCCGGGAAGGACGGCGUGGCCAUCGCCAUGUUCACGCGGCGCGAGGCGGGGUGGAUGAAGCGCAUCCUGCGCGAGACGGGGACGGCGGGGGUCACGCUGAUCACCGCGCCCACCGCGGUGCAGGUGAUGGAGGCGGCGGCGCGCCAGGUCAUGACGCGCCUGGACGGCGUGGAGGAGGAGGUGCGCGCCUUCUUCCGGCCCGUGGCGCGGCGCAUCCUGGCCUCGCGCGAGCCCGCCGAGGCGCUGGAGGCGGCGCUGGCCGCGCUGUCGGGCAUCAAGGAGGUGCCCGAGCCGCGCAGCCUGCUGACGCAGGAGGAGGGCCUGGUCACGCUGCGCCUCAGCGGCCGGCGUGGCCGCAUCUCCCGCCCCGCCCAGGUCUCGGCCGUGGUCGGUGGCCUGGCCGACGCCGCCGCGCCCGGUGGCGCGCGCGUCGCCCUGGGCCGCAUCCGCAUGCUGCCAGCGCUGAGCGCGGAGGAGCGCGAGGAGGGCGCCGCCUUUGACGUCCCCGCCGCCGCCGCGCCGGCGCUGCUGGCCGCGGCCGAGGCCUCCACCGACCUGGCGGGCCAGGGGCUGACGCUGGACAUGCCGGACACCCUGCCCCCGGAGGAGGACCUGUAUGGCCGCGACAGCUCGCCCUACGCAGGCAGCCGCGGGCCGCCCAGGGGUGGCCGGUCGGGAGGCAACGCGCGCUACAGCAGCGACAACAGGAGGGGCGGGUACGGCGGCGGCGGCGGUUCGGGUGGCUACUCCAACGACCGCCGCUCAUCCAGCGGCAGCGGCGGCGGGUACGGGCGCCGCCCUGCGUCCGGCGGCUCCGGGUCGGGCUACCGCAGCGGCGGCGAUCGCUGGAGCGGCAACGGCGGGAACAAGUGGGAGGGCGGCGGUGGCGACCGUAACAGGCGGCCCAGCUCGGGCGGCGCGCGCCGGUCGUCCUCUUCCUGGGGAGACGCCCAGAAGUUUGGGGGCGAUUGGAUCGGCACGGAGCACGAGAAGCUGGGGUAUUCCAAGGCCCCACCCCACGCCCGCCCCACCCACGACCAGAUCUCGGAUUUGCUCACCCACAUCCACUCCUCCAACGGCUGGGAGUACAUCAUGGAGGGCAAGGCAAAGAUCGGGCUGGCCCAUGACGGCCAGACCGUGACCCUGGAGCCGGGCGGCCAAACGGAGCUGAGCGGCGCGCCUCUCCCCGAUCUGCACGCUGUGGCCCGCGAGACGCGAGAGCACCUGCUGGAGGUGCGGAAAGCUUGCGAUGCGGUGGGCAUCGACUACAUGAACAUCGGCUUCGACCCCAAGUGGGACUUUGAGGACGUGCCGCGCAUGCCCAAGACACGGUACCGCUACAUGCGCGAGUACAUGCCCAAGGUGGGCACGUUGGGGCACGACAUGAUGUUCCGGUCCUGCACCAUCCAGGUGAACCUGGACUUUGAGUCGGAGGAGGAUAUGGUGCAGAAGUUCCGGAUCGGGCUGGCCCUGCAGAACGUGGCGGGCGCGCUGUUCGCAAACUCCCCCUUCCGCAACGGCGCGCCCUCCGGAUACAAGUCUUGGCGCCUGCACGUCUGGACCGACGUGGACCCGCACCGCUGCGGCCGCCUGCCCUUCGUGUUUGACCCCGGCUUCUCCUUCGCCGCCUACGCGGAGUGGGCGCUGGACGUGCCCAUGUACUUCCUGUACCGCGACGGCCAGUACACCGACGUGGGCGGGCAGCCCUUCCGCGCCUUCUUCGAGGGCCGGCUGGAGGGGCACCCGGGCCUCUUCCCCACCGCCGCCGACUGGGACCUGCACCUGACCACCGUGUUCCCGGACGUGCGGUUGAAGCAGUUCCUGGAGAUGCGCGGCGCCGACGGCGGCUCCUGGGAGUUCAUCACCGCGCUGCCCGCGCUGUGGGUGGGCCUGCUGUACGACGCGGGGGCGCAGGCGCAGGCCGCCGCCCUGGUCGCAGACUGGACGCCCGCCGAGCUGGAAGCGCUGCAGGCCGACGUGCCGCGCCUGGCGCUGCAGGCCCCCUUCCGCGACGGGACGGUGCAAGACGUCGCGCUGCGCAUGCUGAACAUCGCGCGGCGGGGCUUGGAGGCGCGCGGUCUGGGCGAGGAGCGCUACCUCGACGUCCUGGACGCGGUGGCGGAGAGCGGCGUCACGCGGGCCGACCGGCUGCUGCAGCUGUACGACUCGGAGUGGAGCAGGUCGAUUGAGCCCCUGUACACCCCGGAGCACCGGGUAGACAAUGGCCUCUGUUGA
Auxenochlorella protothecoides is the source of this 3342-nucleotide messenger RNA. Its product is annotated as Glutamate-cysteine ligase, chloroplastic. The record is from RefSeq and is a predicted model, not a curated record. NCBI's taxonomy places the organism in Eukaryota, Viridiplantae, Chlorophyta, Trebouxiophyceae, Chlorellales, Chlorellaceae. Gene Ontology annotation, biological process: modified amino acid biosynthetic process; glutathione biosynthetic process. The transcript has 9 exons. Gene Ontology annotation, molecular function: ATP binding; helicase activity; RNA binding. The coding region runs from base 1 to 3342 and encodes 1113 amino acids.